Molecule: messenger RNA, 2181 nt
Organism: Cladophialophora psammophila CBS 110553
Lineage: Eukaryota; Fungi; Ascomycota; Eurotiomycetes; Chaetothyriales; Herpotrichiellaceae
Exons: 1
Coding region: 1-2181 (726 amino acids)
Source: RefSeq, a predicted model, not a curated record
AUGGCCGUCGAGGAGUUGCUGGAUAAACUCCCUGAAUGCGACCAUGUGACCAUAUCGCAGCACUGGCUACCCGCGAUGCGCAGUCAUUUACAGAAGAUGACGACUCUCCUCCACCAGGCUGGCAACUUGAAGCUCGAGUCAAGCGUCAACCAAGUAACCUUGAACAGUGUAAGAAAUGCGAUCUUUGGGAACCCUCCUCAGUCUAACACUCCUCAGGCACUCAAGUCCUUCUCCGAUCAAAUGCGGUUGAUCACUGCCGAUUAUCGCAAGAUUGUCGAGUCCGCGGAGUCGCUUGCUGAGCGUGAUACCAAGGUCUCUCAUGAACAACUGAAUGAACUCGAAGGACAGGUAGAAGACGCUUUGGCGAAGAUGGUGGUGAAAGACAAGGAAAUUGAAGCUAAAGACAGAAGAAUCUCGGAACUUCGAAAUACGGUCCACGCAGUCGCACACCUUCUGGGUACAUUCAUUCAGAAACACUUCCCCAGUUGGGCCGAUUCUAUCCGUGAGCCUAGGACCCAACAGGUUCUCCAACUAAUAGCUGAAUACACUGGCAAGGAGGCUCACGGGCUAACCAGUUACGUUCGCGUCGCGGAGGACACCCUCGACAAAUAUGAAGCAGACCUACGGGACGCGCGCAACCUGGUUGGCGAUUAUCGCAAGGUAUUGCAUGGCCAGGGAGCGAUGAUCAAAGAUCAGUCCAAAAACCUCGACGCGUACGUGGACAGGUACGAGAAAGCCCUCAAACUCGUGCGGGAAAAAGAUCACGAACUAUUGCUUCUGGUACAACAAAACGAUGAUCUGAGCAACGAAGUACAGGAGUGUCGUGCCGCAUUAGCCGAGAGUCGAGAGACGCAAAUGGACUCGGAAAUGAUGUUCCGAAGGUACGAAGAGCUGCGAGGGAACAUGGAAAGCUUGCAGACGGCCCAUGCACUGGAAAUCGACCAACGCGACGCUGAGAUUGCGAACCUUCGUCAGAAGCUUGGUAGUGCCCGCGAGGAAGUUUUCGCACGACGGGAGGAUGUCAAGAACGUCAUGUCCCAGGCUCAAGCAAUGCUCCAGACCUCUUUGGACUCCGCUCCUGUGGCUGCUAGGAACAGCAACACCUCCAAAGCCUUGAGAUUCUUCGGAAUGGAGAGAGACAAGGAAAAAUAUAAGAAAGGAACCCUUAUCACGAGCUACAGCAUGAUUGGUUUUCCACCAUCCGAUCCUAGGUACUCAUCUAAGGAGGUGUCGUUCGCCGUCGACCGGGACGGUCUUCGCCACAGACCUUCUCUACAGACACAUACAAAUCCACGAGCGCAGACGACCCCAAACACACCCAUUGAUAGCUCCCAAGCCUCCAGCGAGUCCGUCGCGACGGCGCCAACAAUCAGACCGCGAUCCGACUCGAUCGGCGCAACACAAAGUCACAGGGUUAAUAUUGCAUCUUCCGUCGACAAGGACAAGUCUCUCCCUGAGCCGCCUGCAUACCCGAGGCCACUUCCCCCAGCAGCUCGAGUUGCGGAAAUUCCUCAGUCAGUCGAGAGCCCUCUCGCGGCGCAGAUUACCUCGGACUACUUCAAGAAUGGCAUCAUGGGUCAAACCGCUGCACGACGUGUGCUAAGUAAAAUCACCGAGGUUUCCGACCUCCCCUCAUCACCUCCAGAGGGUGAUCUUCGGACAGAGCGAGUCACAGAUGAAAACACAUCGGAUCACAGCAUCGCCAGCAGCGAUCGUGAAGUCUACCGCAAGAGCAUUUGUGCGUUGGAUAUGUUGAAUUCAUCGAGUGGGCUGCCGUACAGCGAGACGGAAACCGACAUUGAACGAAUCAUCCGUGAUGAAGGGCGGAGAAGUCCAUCGAAACCGAACUAUUUUCAGCCCUACCAAGCCUACCAGGCCCACGAAGCCAACGACAACAAGGAAAACGAACGGGAACAAGACGAGUACGACAAAGGAGAUAUUCACACCGGUGUGGCACGUGUCCUUCACCUUCGACCCGGCACUCGAGAUCUCAGAGGGGCAGGCGCCAUACCAAGGGAAUCAGAACAUCAUGGUUAUGAGAGCGAUUCCGCAAGGGAAGAAAGACGAGACAGACUCAGAGAGAGCAUGGUGAGCAAUGAAUCGGGGUAUCGCACUGAAGACUCGGAACCAAAGACCGUGGCCCAGUUGUAUCAUCAGGGAAGACGGCAUAUUCGUGGUUGA